UCGUUCGUGUUUUGUGGCACAGUAACUAGAUCUGUACUGUAUAUUGCACGUCGUUGUCCUCUUGUCGUUGUCUCGCGCGUUCAAUUAGACAAUAAUUCGUAUAGGUAAAACACCAUCGGGGUCAAAAGUGCAUUCGUUAGUUUGCCCGAAAUUCCGCAUCGGAUUCAGUGCUACGCACGGAGAUUGCCCCAGGCUUUCAUCACGGUACAAUAAAACAGAAGGCAACGUUUAUUAAACUAAAACAGAUCGGUAUCUGUUUUGCAGCCGAAAAGAAAACGGGAUAGAGUUUACCCCUCUCGCGCUCGCCCCGCUUCGACAUCAAAAAGAAAAGAAACAGUGUUUUCCCUUCUUCACACGUCCCGCACCAGUGUAGUGUUUGAUAUUCAUUCUAAUUUUUCGUGUCGGCCACGGAUGGGGUGCGGUCCCAAAAUAAAGAUUUCCCGUUUUCGAUACUGUGCUGUGGUUUGUUGUAGCCCUCAAACCAACUGCCUACGGUAGAGGAGGCCGAGCAAAGCAAGUCCCGGACCAUCCGUGAAAAGAAAAACAAGUUGAAUCCACUGAUUCGGUUCUCUACAGAGGCAAAAACCCUGUUUUUCCCUGCUGGUGUCGCGAUGUGUGUACAAGUGUUAUCAGGGUGAACAAGAUUACAAGAAAUUCUUUUUCUGGAAGCAGCAAAGAGAGAUUAUGAAAGUGAAAUAGUCAAGGCAGGAGCUACAAUGAGCAAGCAGCAGUGAAUUAAAAAAUGGUGGACAGUGGUUGACAUUCCUUGGUUCGCGCAGUCUUCAUCCGGUCGCUUGCUUCAGUGAUUCCUUGUUGGUGACGGUUGCUUUUGUGCGAAUUUCCGCUCAAGAAUACUGGGAAUUGCCCUAAAUUGGUCUGCUCGCAGACGUGUUUAAUUUCUGAAUUUCCUAAAUAUUUUUUUUAUUAGGAUUUGCUUAGUUUUACCUCAUGAACGUAAUGUAGUAUGUGCUACGUAAUUGUUUCGACUAACGGCUAGCAGUGUACAAAAAUAGUGAUCAGUGUUUUAAGUCAUUCGCCAGCUGGAGUGAAACCGGGAACGCUAGUGGAAGCGUAGUGCACACGAUAGAUUGUGGAUGCUGCCAGGAAGAGCAGAGUGUUAUUAAUUAGAGCGUCCAUCGUCAGCUUCGCCGUCGUUUUGAGACGGGACCGGGAAGAGCUCCGCAGCACAUCUCGGUCGGCUACGUACAGGCCACUCAGCUCCACUAGAGCACAGCUGGAAUUGAAAACGAACCCGAAAAUGUCACGGCUAGCCGAUUACUUUGUAAUCGUUGGAUACGAUCACGAGAAAGAGCGAACCGGCACACGAAAUGGCAAAAUCAUUCAACGUUUCCCAGAGAAGGACUGGCCCGAUACACCGUUCAUCGCCGGCAUCGAAUGGUUCUGCCAACCGCAGGGCUGGUCGCUGUCGACCGUUCGCCAGGAGCCACAGUUCUUCGUGUCCGUACUGACGGACAUCGACGCCAACCGGCACUACUGCGCCUGUCUCUGCUUCAACGAGACAAUCGCAAUCACCCCCAGCAAGCCGAUCGACGAAGAGGAAGAGGACGAUAGCCUGUCGGCGACGAGCAGGGCACUGCUGGCCGCCAGCAGUGGGCCUCCUUCGAUAACCCACCACAGCAUAAUGUAUGCCCCGAAAUGCUUGGUGAUCGUUUCCCGCCUGGAUUACAUUGAAACCUUUCGGAACUGCCUGGGAACGAUCUACACCGUGUACCUCGAAAGUUUCAAAUUCCACCUGCACCAUCUUAUCGGCAGCAUACUGGGAUGCAUCCAGGUGCCCCCACCCGGGGGACCUCAGGUUAGGUUUUCCAUCGGUGCCGGUGAUAAGCAGGUCCUGCAACCGCCCCUCUCUCACACACUUCCGGUGACGGGAUCCUGCGUCAGUUUGCUGUUUCAGCAGCUGGGAACGAAAAAUGUGAUGCUCCUGUUUUGCGCGGUUAUGACCGAACAUAAAAUACUCUUCCACUCGACCAGCUACUCACGGCUAACGGACAGCUGCCGAGCAUUGACCGCACUGAUGUAUCCAUUCCGCUACAGUCACGUUUACAUUCCGAUUCUGCCGGCAUCGCUGGUGGAAGUUCUGUCCACACCGACGCCGUUCAUCAUGGGUAUUCACAGUGCGAUGCAGUCGGAGGUGACCGAAGUGCUGGAUGUGAUAGUGGCCGAUUUAGACGGGGGAUCGAUACACAUACCGGAAUCGCUAGUACCUCCGGUAGCGAAACUUCCACGCGCCCUGUGGGAAGCGACCGAGAAUGCACUGCAGUUAGUGCUGCAUCCGGAACUGGCACUAGCCGACCUUGCCUUUCCGCCGAAUGUCAACAACAACAAUAACAACGGCGCGGGUUAUGGCUUUCGGACGGAACACAAAACGGAUGCCAUGCUGGACAAGGAAAUACGGGCCGUGUUUAUGCGGUUAUUUGCCCAACUGCUGCAAGGUUACCGCUCCUGUUUGACACUGAUCAGGAUCAACCCAAAGCCGAUAAUUCAAUUCCAUCGAGCAGGGUUUCUGGGAGCACGCGAUUUGGUGGAUUGCAACUUUCUAUCACGAGUCCUGGAUAGUAUGUUUUUUACGGGAUUUGUUACGGAACGAGGGCCUCCGUGGCGACCCUGUGACGCGUGGGAUGAACUGUACAGCUCAAUGAAUGAUUUGCUCAAACAGGAAGCGCACGAUCCGGGCCUAGUGCUGGUGCACAUCCAGGAGCUGGCGAAGCAGUUGUACACUAAUGAAAAUCCAAAUCCUCAACCGUAUCAGCAGAAGAUUUUGCGACCACCAGAGGGUGCAUUCGAGCGCAUUCAUCAGCCUCCGAUGCCGCUGAUCGAUGCGCAGGAGGUUCAGAGUGUGAUAAACAAUGGACUGGCGGCGAACGAUCUGCAAGCUAGACUGCAGACCAUUCGACCUACGCCGAGAAUUGUUCCGAUGGGACCCUAUCUCAAGGCGGCCCCCGAGCUGCGGCCGAUUGUGAACAACAGUGCCAGAAAGUUGGAAGUGCUGAAAACCUGCAUAAGCUGUAUUUUCGACAAUAAAAUUACGGAAGCGAGGAAAAGUUUUCCGGCCGUGCUUCGAAUACUGAAGCAGCGGGAUGCCCGGUCGACGCUGUGCCGAGAGUUGGCCAAAAUUGCACACGGAAAUAAGCAGCUGGAUCAUCAGCAGUUUGAUCUGGUGGUUAAGCUGAUGAACCGCGCACUGCAGGACGACUCUUCGAAGGAUGAGUACGGCGUUGCGGCUGCGUUGUUACCGCUUUCGACUACCUUCUGUCGGAAGCUGUGUACCGGAGUGAUACAGUUCGCUUAUACCUGCAUUCAGGACCAUCCGGUUUGGAAAAAUCAACAAUUCUGGGAGGAUGCGUUCUAUCACGAUGUGCAAAACUUUAUCAAGGAGCUUUACCUGCCCCGGCACAGCACAGCGGACAAGUCAAGCUACGGCGGCUGGUCUACGGUGGAUAAUGGAUUACCUCAUUCGACGUCGCGUGAUAAAAUGGACCGAGCAACGUUACUGUCGAGGGUACAGGAACCAUCGGCACUGGAGAUUGCCGCCGAUCAAAUGCGCAUUUGGCCGUCCGUCGAUGCCGAAAAGCAGCUGGAGCUAAUCAGUUCGGAGGAGAAAACCCUCUACAGUCAGGCCAUUCAUUACGCAAAUCGAAUGGUAUUCCUGUUGAUUCCCCAGGAUGUCAACACCGGCGGUAAGGUUCAAAAAAUGGAUUCUCACGCGGAUGACGACGCUAGCGUUUCGAAUAGCGUCAUCGAAUCGCACAGUCACAGCGAUCACAGUGACGAAGGGUUUGAGGAUAACGAUCCCGGCGAGGUGGGCUCUCAGGUGGGCAAAAUGGUGUGUAAAUUUAUCGAUCGGGUGUGCAAUGAGGGAAACGUUACCGCGGAGCAUUUGCGAAAUCUCCACCAGAUGGUACCUGGCGUCAUACAGAUGCACAUCGAAACGCUGGAGGCGGUCAAUCGGGAGGCCAAACGGAUUCCUCCCAUUCAGAAGCCUAAACUGCAGUAUCCGUCGCUUCUGCUGGGAGAGGAAAUUAUCGGCGAACCCAUGCGGGUGUACCUGCUGGCGGACGGCCGAGAGGAGAAGGAAGUGGGUAAUUCGAAUCUACUGCCGGCGGAGGGAGCUCUAUUUCUGACAAACUACCGUAUCGUGUUCAAGGGAUGGCCCUGCGAUCCGUACUGCUGCGAGCAGAGUAUCGUGCGGGCCUUUCCAAUCUCAUCGCUAACCAAAGAGAAACGUCUAACGGUGAUCUACCUGCAGCAUCUGGAACAGGUGCUGCAGGAAGGUAUGCAACUGCGGUCCUGCACCUUUCAGCUGAUCAAGGUGGCAUUCGACGAAGAGGUGAUGCAGGAAGCGAUUGAAACAUUCCGGAAGACCGUGCAUAAAGUGCGCCAUCCGGAGGAUGAGUUCGGCCAUUUUGCGUUUGCCACCACGCACGGGAUUGCAAACCCGACGCCACUGCACAAGGUGAAGGAAAAAAAUGCCACGCUUAAGGACUUUGCCAAAAAGACUCUACUGCGAACGGCGAAGAAGGCGGGAUUCAAGCAGAAAGGUGCUACGAAGCGGAAGUAUAUUUUGCCGGGGGCCGAUUUUGAGGAAACCUACGGGAGUAGUGCGACGGGGAUUAAUGAGAACCCGGAGGAUGAAGAUGGUUCGGAUGAGGGUGCAGAUACGAUGCCCCGAGUGACGGUGAAGGACGUUGAACGGCUGAAGGAACGCAGCUACGUUAAGGAUUGGUUUCGAGUGGGACUGGGGGAUGUGCAAACCGGUUACCGAAUAAGCUCGAUCAACUGUAACUACAGUUUGUGUAGAACGUAUCCGGCGAUGUUGGUUUGUCCCAAAGAUGUUAGUGACGAUGCACUGCGGAACCUUUCCCGGUGUUACAAACAUCAUCGAAUACCUACCGCCACGUGGAGACACAAAAAUGGAGCAACACUGCUGCGAGGCGCGGUUCCAUUGGCCAAGGGUGUCAUGGGAAUGCUUAAAGGACACCCCGGCUCAUCGAACACCUCAGCAGAUUCAGCCAGCUUUCAGGAACAGGAUCGAUAUUUCGUGUCAGUAAUUAAAACCACACCCCACACUCGACCGAUUCGACACACCUGGGGUCUGUCCGAUUCCAACAGUUCGUUGGAUUCGCUGACACAAGCAGCCAAUAUACCCAUCUACAUGUCCCGCUUGGAUAAUUCAACCCUCACGCCGGACGCCGGCCGGAAAAGCAACAAAGGCAACAAUGGGCUGUAUUCGAUAAACAAUUCGUCCUUCUCGAGCUUUGGAGCGAUCCGACCGAACCCGAAAACCAACAAAUGGGGCUCACUGAAACCCACCAGUGGCGGCGGAGCCGCUUCCCGCGAAAUUCGGGACCACUGGGAUCCGCAAUCGUCGCAAAACUACACCUUCCAACGUGUGCCAUUGUAUUUCCUCGGCGAAAAGUCCCAGUCCAAGUCGGCCAAACUGUCGGAAAUGUGGGCUGAGUUCAUACCGGUCGACUACACGGACGUGCGGCAUUCGCGGAAUGCUUUCAAAAAGCUAAUGCGAGCUUGCCUGCCGUCCUGCGUCAACACCGAACCAGAUCAAACCUUCUCCCGGCUGGUAGAGCAGUCGGAAUGGCUGCAGCAGAUCCGUGGUCUCCUGCAGCUGUCCGGUGCCGUGGUUGAUUUGAUGGAUCUUCAGGAGUCCAGCGUAACGCUCGCGCUCGAGGACGGCUGGGAUGUGACGGCUCAGAUUUCCAGCCUGGCCCAGCUGUGUCUGGAUCCCUACUAUCGAACCAUCGAAGGUUUCCGCGUGCUCAUCGAGAAAGAAUGGCUUGCGUUCGGUCAUCGCUUUGGCCACCGAAGCAAUCUCAAACCGAACAGCAGCUCUGGCUCUCCGUUCGCUCCAACCUUUCUGCAGUUUCUCGACGCAGUCCACCAAAUCCAGUCCCAAUUCCCGCUAGCCUUCGAAUUCAAUGAAUUCUACCUUCGAUUCCUAGCCUACCAUCACGUCAGCUGUCGCUUCCGAACGUUUCUGUUCGACUGCGAACUGGAACGGGUCGAUUUCGGUAUCACCGCCAUCGAUGACAAACGUGGUUCACUCAACUCCCACCACAAACAUGUGGUGGAGACGUUGACCGUUUCGGAUGAUGACAACAUCUACCCGGGUGGGGUUGGCGGCGGUGUCGGUCGUGGCAAUCAUGCGUCCAACACGCAAAAGUUCGGCCCGUCGCUGUUCGAUUACAUCGAACGGCAGCACGCCAAGAAUCCGAUCUUCUACAACUUCAUGUACACCCCGGAUCCGGAGCGAACCGUGCUGCGGCCACAAAGCUCCAUCUCCGUUCUGGAAGUGUGGUCGUACUAUCUGGACGAAGAGCUUGCGCAAGGACCCCCGUACGAUCCCGAACUGGUUUGCAGCGAUAACCUGGAGGAGGAGAGCGACUACAUCAGCAGUAGUGGCAGCGGAAGUGGAAGUGGAAGUCUGGUUAACCGACAGCCCCGCCGGAAGGUGGUCUCCGUUGGCUACGACAGUUUGAACAAGUACGAUGCCGACGUGUUCUCCCGUCUGCUGGAGGAGCUUAAGAAUGCCGAAGCCGAACGAGGGCUGUUGCCGCAAAAGUGGCGCCAAGUGUGGGACAAACUCGAGCUGCCACAUUCGGAUUCGCUCACGCGGCAUGCUUCGUUCAGCAGUGCUUUGGUGCGGUGUCACGGCCGGUUGCUCCACAAGAGAUCCACACUUGAAAUCAUCAUGCGCGGACGGCAGGUCGGCUAUCAUCAGGAAAACUUCCUCCAUCCACAUCGGUUCGAGAAGCACGCCUACUCGGCUCCGAUAAACUGCAACCACUGCGGUAACGUCCUGUGGGGACCACUCCUCAAUGGAUUACGGUGUGUCGACUGUGGUAACACCUACCACGAAAAGUGCGCCGAAUCGGUGCCGAAGAACUGCACCAAGUACAAGGCGGUAGAGGGUAAUCCGCCGACGUUGGCUCGCAACCAGGGCGACAACUGUAGCGUCUCGUCCAGCGUGAAUACGGCCAAUACCACCAGCCAGCACUACUACGAUCAGUACAGCAGCAACGUACCGGACGAUAGAACUCAUGAAGGAUAUUUGUACAAACGAGGUGCAAUACUGAAGAACUGGAAGCAGCGGUGGUUCGUACUGGAUUCUCACAAGCAUCAGCUACGGUACUACGAUGCCAUGGAGGACUGUAACUGUAAAGGGUUUAUAGAUCUGGCCGAAGUGCAGUCCGUUGCACAGGCACCUACACAAGCCGCACCGGUACCUUCCAAAAAAAUUGACGAAAAGGCAUUCUUUGAUCUGAAAACGAGCCGACGCACGUACAACUUCUACGCCGCGGACGCAUCCAGUGCCCAGGGCUGGAUCGAAAAGAUACAGGCCUGUCUGCAGUAGACGACGACGACGAAGAUCGACGACGCUCGAGCGGCGCAGUCGCUUUCCAAUAGCAUGUACAACCCCCCAGUCUCGAAAAAUAAAACGGAAUCCCCCCCUUUCAGCAUCAGCCAGCAAGAUAACUUUGAAUUUCCCAACGGAUUUCGAUCGACACAUACUCAUCGAUAGUACAUAUACACAUAUAUACAUAGGUAGGUAAUAGAGAUUUUAGACGCAAUCAUCCGAUAGGAAAGUACCGUGUGGAGAAAUGCGCGUGCAAAUGUUAGGAACGGAGAUGCAAUUUCAUAUCAAGUGCAUGGAUGAUGUCGUGCACGGGUGAAGAGAAGGACGGGCUUUAGUUUACUGUAAUAGUGAAUAGGAUAAUAAUCAACACUUGCUUGAAGACAUGUUUUCAGCUUCAGCUCCACGGGCAGUGAUCGGCUAGCGAACCGACCAAGGUCGAAUCAAUAAUCAAAACGAAAUGCAAGUAUUUAUCUGUGCACACGUGUCAUUCUAUUUGUUUCGCAUUUUUCUUAUAUAAAAAUUUUUUCGGUACAAUGCUGGUAGGUAUCAAAUAUGUAGACAUAUUACUAAUAAGAAAAGACGAAGAACUGUGUCAUAAGAAAGAGAAUUCUCGGAAGAAAAAAUAAGCAAUCCAGAGAUAAUGUUAAACUAGGCUCAUUCAUCCUGUUUCCCAGCAUUUUCCGGGGAGUCAUCCUGGCACUAAAAGAUUUUUUACGACAAUUAUUGUUUUCAUUUUCUUCAACGCGCAUUUAUUUUCUAUUCAAUCGGUUAGCAGGACGUUCUUUCAAAAAGAACUUGUCCACCAAUGCUACUACCAUUCAUUUAUCAUUCUAAAUACCAUCCAAGCUGCAACUUGUAUUAUAUUAUUAUUAUUAUUAUUAUUAUUACUACUAUUUUACUCUCUAUUUGUUUCUAAGUGUUGUAUCGUUUCAAGUUCGGCUAUACGUUAGGGUUAGCAGAAACAGCUCAAAUAUGUUAAGUGUCGUGCAUCUGCACCGGAUCGUGGGGCACCCUCUCAGCUUGGAAAGAAUUUCAACCUACCGCGUUUAUGUAGAUUAUUGACAAAUUUCAUACUCUAGGUGCCUAUAAUACAUUUCGAUUUCCUCUGUUCGACUUCCAACCGACAAACCUUCGAUGUGAUAUGCUGCUUUAUAUUGUUUAGCGUUUACUUUAUGCUAGUUCUAAACCGUACAAUACAUAUAAGAAUAAGUCGGACCCAGUGUGCCGUUAGUUUUGUACAACUAUUUCCCAUUACACACUACACAACACUGUUCGCAUUGCAUCAUGAAAUAGACGGCAAGGAGGGGGGGGGGAUGCGAAUCAGCAACGAGAAGCACUCAUCUCCAACACUUACACCAGUGAAGUAAGGGACCAUUCCUGUGUAAUCACACUACCCGUUUCAUUUCCAGUACAAACUGUCUUCCCAGCGUUCUUCAGGAUUCGAGCGAUCCUCCUACGUUUACCAUUUCCUUCCAGUAGUGUAUUACUGUUGUUACACUUCAGUACUUUGAAGUGCGCUAUAUGCCUCUAUCCAUUCAGUUGCUUUUCGUACCAUAAUGUACCGUUGCAAAACUAGCGUUUAGCUAAAGCAAACAAUCUACAGAAUUAGAAACGUAAACGUAAAAAAAAAUCGACCGGAACGUAGGACUUCUAACCAAUAUUCGAUAUUAUAUAGUGGAUAUUAUCCCAGCAUCCUGUACAAAUUUUCAAACAACUAGUUCUUAGUAGGUAACGUGAUUGUCUAGCAAAGAAAAAAAAAGCAUGAAGAAAAUGUGAAUGAAAAAUAUAAGUGUCUAUAGGUCAAAACUAUUACUAUU
Messenger RNA from Sabethes cyaneus, 9207 nucleotides. RefSeq names its product myotubularin-related protein 13 (gene Sbf). The transcript has 9 exons. The coding region runs from base 1259 to 7387 and encodes 2042 amino acids. Lineage: Eukaryota; Metazoa; Arthropoda; Insecta; Diptera; Culicidae. The record is from RefSeq and is a predicted model, not a curated record.